Molecule: messenger RNA, 1134 nt
Organism: Triticum aestivum (bread wheat)
Lineage: Eukaryota; Viridiplantae; Streptophyta; Magnoliopsida; Poales; Poaceae
Product: MOB kinase activator-like 1A
Exons: 7
Coding region: 229-882 (217 amino acids)
Source: RefSeq, a predicted model, not a curated record
GCCAGCGUAGCUCUUUGUCUCUCUUAUUUCUUUCUCUCGGCGUACGUCGUCGGUACCCAUAUAUAUAUGGAGUUCAGGUAGACGUCAGAGCUCGGAGAGUUCCCUUCCUCGGAUCACCGUGGAUCAAUCCUCUGCCCUUGUCGAGUGCUGCGCAGUCGCCGUCGCCGUCGUUUCCUCUCGCGCUCGCUGACAUCUAUCUGGUCUGGCGGCGGCCUUCGACGUCGAACCAUGCAGAGCCUCUUUGGUCGCAGCAGCAGGAACCAGAGGACAUUCAGGCCCAAGAAGAGUGCUCCGGCGAGGGACAAGGGCAUGAAGCUGAAGAGGCACAUCGACGCGACCCUCGGCAGCGGUAACCUGCGAGAGGUGGUCCGCCUGCCUGUCGGAGAGGAUCUCAACGAGUGGCUCGCUGUCAACACUGUCGACUUCUUCAACCAAGUGAGCCUCCUGUAUGGCACCCUCAUGGAGUUCUGCACGCCAGCUACCUGCCCCACCAUGUCAGCCGGUCCAAAGUAUGAGUACAGGUGGGCUGAUGGAGUCAAGAUCAAGAGGCCUAUUGAAGUAUCUGCACCGAAGUAUGUCGAGUACCUGAUGGACUGGAUCGAAGCCCAGCUCGACGAAGAAUCCAUCUUCCCUCAAAAGCUUGGGGCUCCCUUCCCUCCAAACUUCCGGGACGUCGCCAAGACCAUCUUCAAGCGUCUGUUCAGGGUGUAUGCUCACAUAUACCACUCGCAUUUCCAGAUGAUUCUUAAGCUCCAGGAAGAAGCACAUCUCAACACCUGCUUCAAGCACUUCGUGCUCUUCACAUCGGAGUUUCAGUUAAUCGAUAGGGCGGAGCUGGCUCCUCUGAGCGAACUGAUCGAGCCCAUAUGGCGUGGACACUAGCCGAGAGAAAUAACUGGCGCUUUCUCCAACAAGAACUGAUGAGGCAACAAUGCAGAGACAUCAUGUUUGUUGCUUUUUUAGCUAGUUUCCCCACCUUGUGCAUGCGCACCUUCAUCUAUAUUUUCGUGAUGAUGUUGGACUUGGAUGCAUUACCUUCAUCUACAUUUUGGAAAUAGGUUAGCUAGUGCUCGCGCAUGUGCAUCGUCGCAGUUUGUUCGUUUCAUCAACAGAUUAUUAUCAGUUCAUCCCGGA